AUAUUGUUAUACCCUUCUGAGACAAAUUUUUAAAUAAUUUCCAAUAGGACUAACAAUCAACCAAUCAAGAUUAACAUAACAGUACUUGACACUUUAAUACUAAGUAGGGUUAUGUUAAAGAGUAUUUAAGCACGUGGAUCGUCGCAGUAGAAUAUUGUCUGAUGUAUUUAAAUAUCGAUUUUGAACUAUAACAGAAUUUUUUAAGUAUUUUAUUUAUAAUUGUACGAUAUUUUUCAGUCAUAAAUUGUACGAAACGAUAAACAUGGACGAAUUAUUAAACGACAAACGAUUUGCUUAUGUUGCAAGGGAUCCUAAAUUUAAAAGGAUUCCAAAAGCAGAAAGAAAAGUGAAAAUAGAUAAAAGAUUUCAGAGUAUGUUUAAGGAUAAAAAAUUUACAGUUCAAUAUACUAUAGACAAACGAGGUAGACCUGUAAAUCAAACAUCAUCAGAGAACCUUAAAAAGUAUUAUGAUUUAUCGAGCAGCGAAGAAGAAAAUGAUGAAGAAGAACAUGAAAAGCCAAAACAAAAGGAGAAAAAAUUUAGAAAAGAUAAAAAAGAAGGAACUACAAAGAAUAAAAUUCCUCGAUCAAAGGAAAGUAGUCGAAAAAAUAGUACAAGUGAGGAUGCUACUAACUCUCCAUUACUUGAUAAACAAUUAUUAUCUUACAAGUCAAGUAAUAGUUUAUUAAGUAAUGAAGAGUCAAUAUCUAGCAUUAAACCAAAAGAAGAGAGUGAUGUAAAUUCUGAGGAACAAAGUGACACCGAGUCUGAAUCAGAUAUAGAUGACAUAACUAGUGCAAGAAGCUUAAAGUUAGAUUUAAAAGAAAGUGAAAGACAAUUGAAUAUUAGAAGCAAACAUGAAUCUGGGAAACUCACAGAUGAUAUCAAAGCAAAGUUAAGAAAUUUAUCUGUAAAUUACGCUAGAGGUGAAGGGCUUUUAAUGACAGACAGCUCCUCUGAUGAAGAAAGUUCUGAAGAUUCUGAUGAAGAUAUUGAACACAAUUGGGGUGAAUUAGAUAAGGAAGCUGAAUCAACAGAGGAAAUUACACACAGAUUAGCAGUUUGUAACAUGGACUGGGAUAGAAUUCGUGCUGUAGACCUUAUGGUUUUAUUCAAUUCAUUCUUGCCUACUGGUGGUUUUAUUCAUUCAGUUACUAUUUACCCAUCAGAAUUUGGUUUACAAAGAAUGAAAGAAGAAGAAAUUAAAGGUCCAAAGGAAUUGACGGACAUAAAUAAGGAAAUCGAAAAUGAAAACGAUAAUGAGGAAGGAUCAGCAUAUCACAUGGAAAAAUUAAGACAGUAUCAACUAAAUAGAUUAAAAUAUUAUUAUGCUGUUGUCGAUGUUGAUUCUGCUGAAACGGCAAAUAAAAUUUAUUCUGAUUGUGAUGGUACGGAAUAUGAAUCUACAGCAACAAGGUUAGAUCUCAGAUUUAUACCAGAUGAUAUGGAAUUUCACCAGACUCCUAAAGAGGUAUGUAGUAAAUUGCCAGACCCUACAAAAUAUCAACCAAGACAAUUCACAACUACAGCUUUGCAACAAGUUAAAGUACAGUUGACUUGGGAUGAGACGAAUCCUGAAAGAAUGGAAAUUGCACAAAAACUGAACUCGGGAAAAUUGAAUGAAAUUACUGACAAUGAUUUACAAGCUUAUUUAGCAACUGAGUCAAGUGAUGAUGAAUCAGGAAAAGAGGAAGGAAAGAAAUCUCAAAAAAAUAAAAGUGAUUCAGAAGCGGAAGAAACUGUUGAGCCAAUUGAAAAAUAUAAAGCUUUAUUGAAAGAGAUAGAAGAGAAAGAAGAAAGCAAACAGAAAAAAGAUGUUGAGUUAGAAUUUACUUGGGGAUUGGGCACAAAAGAGAAAGCUGAAAAAUUGGUACAAGAAAGAUUAAAGAAAGAUCAAAAACUUACGCCAUUUGAACAGUAUUUAGAGAAACGGAAAGAGAAAAAGAAAGCUAAACGAGAGGAACGAAUGAAACGCAAAAAUGCAGAUAGAGAUGUGUUGGACAGUGAAGAUUCAGAAAUGCUUCCUUCAGAUAAUGAAAUUGAAAAUAAUAAAUUGUCUUAUAGGGGAGAAAACACUGUAGAAAAUGAUAGUUUUACUUCAUCGGAUAGCGAAAGCGAAGAAAAACGUAAAGCUGAAUUAGAACUUCUAUUAAUGGAUGAAAAUGAUGAUGGUAAGCAACAUUUCAACAUGAAGAAGAUUGAAGAGAACGCCACAAUGACAAAAUCUAAACAGAAACGGUUGAGUAAGAAGAAAAACGGACAAAAUCAAAUAAUAAAAGACAACUUUGAAGUGAAUGUACGAGAUUCAAGAUUUAACGCAUUAUAUACAUCCCAUCAUUUUAAUAUCGAUCCAGCAGAUCCACAUUAUAGGAAGACCAAAGGUAGCGAAGCUCUGAUUAAAGAAAAAUUGAAAAGAAGAAUUGAUAGUGAACAUAGUGAAGUGAUACCUGCUAAAGAAAUAAAACUGAACUCUAAUACAGAACUACAGUCAUUAAUUAAGUCAGUGAAGAAAAAUGCCAAAAAUAUUUCAAGGCCUAUAAAAUAAUUUCUUUUAUAUGCAUUUUUUGAUAAAAUGUUUGUAAAUAUGUAUGUAUUCAUAUACGUAUAUAUAAAUUUCUUAAUAUAAAUAUAUCGAGUUUUAUUAAUUCAAGCUAU
Frieseomelitta varia is the source of this 2655-nucleotide messenger RNA. Its product is annotated as ESF1 homolog. Bases 263 to 2545 code for a protein of 760 amino acids. NCBI's taxonomy places the organism in Eukaryota, Metazoa, Arthropoda, Insecta, Hymenoptera, Apidae. The transcript has 8 exons. The record is from RefSeq and is a predicted model, not a curated record. Gene Ontology annotation, molecular function: RNA binding. Gene Ontology annotation, biological process: rRNA processing. Gene Ontology annotation, cellular component: nucleus.